CCAUAUGUUUCCUGAGCACAGCAAGAGCUGCUUCUGCACAGUCCCUCUCCAGCAGCAUUGCUAACACAGGGAUUCCAAUUGCAAACCGUGGACAUGUUAGCGUUUCAUCUCAUUUGUGCCAUUUUUUUACUCUUGGAAGAGACCCAAGCCUGGGGAUACAAGGAUGGAAUACUGCACAACUCCAUAUGGCUGGAACAAGCUGCAGGAGUUUACCACCGAGAAUCACGGAAAGGGAGGUACCAGCUGACUUACAAAGAGGCGAAGGCUGUGUGCAAGUAUGAGGGUGGAAAACUAGCUAGCCAUGCACAGCUGGAGGCAGCUCGCAAAAUAGGCUUUCAUGUGUGUGCGGCUGGCUGGUUUGAUAAAGGAAGAGUCGGAUACCCCAUUGUGAAGUCUGGCUCCAAUUGUGGAUACGGGAGAGUUGGCAUCAUUGACUACGGUUACCGUCUCAACAAGAGUGAGAGAUGGGAUGUCUACUGCUACAACCCUACUGCAAAGCAAUGUGGGGGAGUCCUGACGGAUCAGAGGCGGUUUAUACAGUCCCCUGGCUACCCAGACGAAUAUGAAGACAAGCAGAUCUGCUACUGGCACAUCAGGGUGCGCUAUGGCCAGCAGAUCCACCUGAGGUUCCUGGAUUUUGACGUGGAAGAUGACCCAGGCUGCCUGGCUGACUUUCUGGAAGUGUUUGACAGUUAUGACGACAUCUCAGGCUUUUCAGGAAGAUUCUGUGGAGAUGAGCUACCAGAAGACUUUAUUAGUACAGGAAAUGUCAUGACACUGAAGUUCCUGUCAGACUCAUCUGUGAGUGCCGGUGGAUUCAAGCUUGAAUACGUUGCUGUGGCCCCAGCAUCGACGAUGAGUAACACAACCAUUGCUGCAAAUGAAUCAACACUGCCAGAUGUGUGACUGUACUGAGCUUCGAUCAACGCUGAUAAAGUGCUUUACAAAGUUACUGCAAUGCGUAAGCGCUGAAUAAAUAUCAUGUGUCGUUUUGAACAGCACUACUGCAAAGAAAUGUGACCUUGUAAACCAUUGUUUGUCCCUGAUGACCUGUUUUGGGGGCCUUAUGCAAUCACAUGGCCAUGUUUGUUAGAGCAACAUGUACUGUGAAAUAAACACUUGGUGACUGAUGUGCAGUUUUAGCAAAUAUUGUGCUGAAUUGUGUUGAAGCUCUUGUUUGUCUAUACAUCUGAACUGCUCAUGCCUGCUAUCUGCCUUGUAAUUCUAAUGAAAGCUUGCUCGUCUUGAUUAAACUUUUCAUGCACAUUAUCGCAAUACAUUAUUUAAA
Molecule: messenger RNA, 1288 nt
Organism: Acipenser ruthenus (sterlet)
Lineage: Eukaryota; Metazoa; Chordata; Actinopteri; Acipenseriformes; Acipenseridae
Product: tumor necrosis factor-inducible gene 6 protein-like
Exons: 6
Coding region: 94-906 (270 amino acids)
Biological process (GO): negative regulation of inflammatory response; cell adhesion
Molecular function (GO): hyaluronic acid binding
Source: RefSeq, a predicted model, not a curated record